UUUUCCAAUUAACGUCCAAAAUAUAUGUAAUAAUAAUAAUAUUACUUCAGAUUGGAGGGUUUGUUGUACAUUUUGGACAAAGUCUUCCUUUAAAUACCGCUUUGAUCUUUUAUACUCGUUUGCAUGUGUUGAUGUCCCAGUCACCAAUCAACUUCAACGGUCAUAUGGCAGAUUUUAUAGAAAUGGACACAGUGUAGUGCCGGAGAAAAGGAGUCGGAGUGUCGGACAUAGGAACAAAACUUGUUUUAUUGGCAGACAUAAAAAAAAAAACACUCGCAUAACGGCGGGAACUCUGUGAACUCUCACUCCGGAAAAGCAACAACAAAAACAGUCCGUGCGCAACCGCACCCCAGCUAGUGGUCACGCGGGUGAAUUAUGUAAACACCACUGCAGGAAAUAUAGUGCAUUUUAUAUGCAACUUUAUUUUUGUAUAUGUUAAUCGGAAAUAUAUCGAAGCCUUUUUUAAAGCGCUUUUUCAUGGUGAGUCCAUUGAGAUGCCCCGUUAAAUAUGGCGCACGCACUGACGCGUUCUCGAAAUUGUCCAACCCGCUCCUGGCGGCGUCUAUAUGAGGUCUAUGGCGCUCCACCCCCCCUCUGUGGCGUUUGCUCAAGAUGGCGGCGUUCGGCGCAGACCGUUGGCUCAGCGGCUUAGCAAAUCACGACAUUUUCAAGAAAAUACGCGACAAGUUGGGCUCGGAGCCCAAGUCGUCCGAGGGAGCGGUGGCGAAGAAUCUUAUCUUUUGCCUGGACGGCGACUUUUUCUUGUGGGACGACGCGGACCGCGUGUUUUACACGACAUGUCUGCGCCAGUUGAACACAGCGGAGGAGCAGGACGGCGGCAGCUUCCAGACGCUGAUGUCUAUCAACCCUCCUCGCUUUCCGGUGUGCCAGCUCCUUGUCAGCCCCACGCAGGUCCACGUCGCGCUCGUGGGCCAGCGGGGCGUCUCGGUGCUGGAGCUCCCGCAGCGUUGGGGCAAAAGGUCCGAGUUCGAGGGCGGACGCAGAUGCGUCAACUGCAAGACCAUCCCGGUGGCCGAGCGCUUCUUCACCAGCUCGCCGUCGGUGAGUCUUCGCCAGGCGGCCUGGUACCCGAGCGAGAGCGACGAGCCCCUCCUAGUGCUGCUGACGUCCGACAACACCAUCCGCUUUUACGGCUUGAGGACCCCCCAGGCUCCGGUGAAAGUGGUGCCCGUGUCGCAGUGCGAUGACGACAGCAGCGUUCAGGUGCCGGCCCGCUCCUUCGCGGCCUCACUGGGGGAGGUCGCCGUGGCCUUUGACUUCGGUCCGGUGACCUACGUGAGGGAGAGGCCCGUCUACCCGCUCUACAUCCUCUACGAGAACGGCGAGACGUACCUGUGCCACACCAGCCAGGUGAACACUGUGAGCGUGGGGAAGCGCGUGGGCCCCCUCCCCAUGUACCCCGCUGCCGAGGACAACUACGGCUACGACGCCUGCGCCAUCCUCUGCCUGCCCUGCGUGCCCCGCAUCCUGGUCAUCGCGACAGAGACGGGCAUGCUGUACCACUGCGUGGUGCUGGAGUCGGACGAGGAUGAUGACGACGACGACCACCACCACGCGGGGCUCAGGUGGAUAACAGGCAGGGUGCCGGCCCUCUACGUGUUUGAGUGCGUGGAGCUGGAACUCACCCUCAAGGUGGCGGCGGGCAACGACUGCGAGGACAACCUGGACUUCACCUGCCCCAUCCGCCUGCACCGGGACCCGCUGUGCCUGCAACGCUACCACUGCACCCAUGAGGCGGGCGUCCACAGCGUGGGACUCAUCUGGGUGAACAAGCUGCAGACGUUCCUGUGGGCAGGCGACGAGGACAAGGACUGCCUGCCCGAGCUGGCGGCUGAGCGGCGUUGCGCAGUGGAGCACAUCGUUUGCACCCGGCCCCUCGCCGCCAGCCGCUCGGCCCCGGUGCGAGGCUUCCUCAUCGUGUCGGACCUCUCGCUUGGACCCACCAUGAUCUGCGUGAGCGCUGCCUACGAGUGCAUCCUGCUGCCCUUGCUCAGCUCCAUCCGGGCGCCCUCGCCUCCAUUGCUGUGCAGCCAGUCCAACACGGGGCCGGCCAGCUCGCCUCUGCGCGGCCUGGCCGGAAGCUCCUUCGAGCAGCAUGUCCGCAACAUCCUGGCGCGGGGCUCCACCAACCCGCUCCUACUCAAGGCUGGUGACGGGGAGCCUUCGCCCCAGGAGCGCCUCCAGCUCUUAAGUAGAGCCACGCAGGUGUUCCGCGAGGAGUACAUUCUGAAGCAGGACAUGGCGCGUGAGGAGCUCCAGAAGCGCGUCAAGCUCCUGCGAGGCCAAAGGGCCAAGCAGCUGGAGGACUUGGCGCAGUGCCGAGAGGAGCGCCGGAGCCUGCGCGAGGAGGCCGAGCGGUUGGCCGACAAGUUCGAGGACGCAAAGUACCGGCAAGAGGCUGUGGGCGAGCGCGUCAAACGUGUGCUGGCCGGCCAGCAGGUCCGCCUGCCCAUCCUGUCCAACAGUGAGAAGGACAUGCGCAAGGAGCUGCAGGCCAUGAAGGAGCAACUCAGGCACUUGGACAUCGGCAUCAAGCAGGUGAAGAUGAAGAUGGAGUACCAGAAGACCCAGGUGGACAGGGAUGCGCCCGUACCUGGCGCCGCUCCCGGGAGGGCCUCCAUCUCGCUGAGCGCCGCGCAGAAGAAGGUGGUGCAGGACGUGCUCCGAGAAGAGGGCCAGCAAAUCGUGGACAUAAUGAAGAGGGUCAAGGAGAUGUUAUGCCUCAUCGCCAUGAGGAGCUCCGACUUGUACUUGAGCAACAAGUGAGAUGUUGCCAAUGUCGCAGACUUCACUUUUGAUAACGCCCUGUUUGUACUGUCGCAAAAUGCAGCAUAUUUGGAAUAUUUUAUUCUAGUUCAUAUUUGCAUUUUUGUCUUUACAAUGCUAGCUUUGUAUGUUGAAUAAAAAAAUGGGAAAAGUUGAAA
This is a messenger RNA of Syngnathoides biaculeatus (alligator pipefish), 2945 nucleotides long. RefSeq names its product nucleoporin 88 (gene nup88). The record is from RefSeq and is a predicted model, not a curated record. Gene Ontology annotation, molecular function: structural constituent of nuclear pore; protein binding. Gene Ontology annotation, cellular component: nuclear pore. The coding region runs from base 613 to 2787 and encodes 724 amino acids. The transcript is spliced from 3 exons. NCBI's taxonomy places the organism in Eukaryota, Metazoa, Chordata, Actinopteri, Syngnathiformes, Syngnathidae. Gene Ontology annotation, biological process: protein import into nucleus; ribosomal large subunit export from nucleus; mRNA export from nucleus.